GGCAGGUGACCGAGGCUGAGCAGGAGGGACUGCGACUCUGCGCGACUCGGCGCAACGGCCGUCACCACGCCUGACCUCACGAGCGGCGAACGUGUCCGUACCCGCGCCCUCGCGAUCUGGAUUCUGGGGCACGAUCCCGCGGACGCGCGGCGGUCGCACAGGUACGUUCCGCGCGCAGAAUCCAAUUGGCAUGUCCCCCAGUGAGCGCACGCCAGCUCAAUACGCUCAAAAGGAAGAGCGAACGGAGGCUGGGAACUGGCCCCCUGCGGAGCUCAUCCUGCAGCAUAACAUGCCGCAGCGCAGGGCCGCGGCACCCGUCCUCGAGGGACGGGUGCGCCGCCCCGUCGGCUCAAAAGGCCGCAAAUGAGUCGAGGCACGCCGACGGAAGCCGCGGCGCGGAGGGGGACGCCUCCCCAUGGGACCUCAAGGCGGCCGCCGAGGUUCUGACAUGGGUGCAGCGAGGGAGGCGGCCCAAGUGAGGCCAGCCCAGCUGGGUUCGGAGUACCGCACCACACCGCCAGCGCGUCGGCGAUGCGCCGGCGACGUCCAGGAUAUGAGGCGAGCAUCCCACUUCAAUCUACUGUGGCCCCCUUCAACACCCUGCACGAGCCCUUCUCCAUCUCACAUCGGAACAGCUCUGCACAGUGUGUAGAAUGGACAACUGCCCUGGCGGUAACAAAUGGCGGCGCAAAGCAGGAAGCCGCGGGAGCCCGGCAAAGGGACGGGGUGCAUGGUGUCGGACGCUCAAGCAGCGCCCGCCUCGCGCCCCGCCACGGCGCGCCGCCCCGCGAAACCGCGGGGGGAGGAGCGGGAGGAGCGGGGGCAGGGAGGAGCAGGGAGCGGGCGGAAAGAGGAGGAGGAUGAGGAGGGGGAAUGGAAGGAGGAGAAGCGGUGAGACAGUCAGGGCGCACUGAGCAAGCGAAGGCCUACACAGCCAAUACGCGGUAUCUCAGAGAUGCGCUCGUUGUAGCCCGCCAGCCCCCCCCC
Prorocentrum cordatum is the source of this 987-nucleotide messenger RNA. The record is from the annotation of a GenBank genome assembly. Lineage: Eukaryota; Dinophyceae; Prorocentrales; Prorocentraceae.